AAAAUAACUUAUAUUCAUCAUAAACGCUUUAAAUUUAAACCGAAUGGAUCGCAUAAAAAUGCAACCAAAGCUUUUACUGCUACUACAACUGAUACUGUCGAUGCUAAAACUACCAAAACUACUAUCAUCAAUCAUAACAACACCAAUCAUGUAAUCAUUAAAAAUUCCAAUUUAUUCAUUGAUGAAGAUGAUUUGGCAUAUGCUACUACAAUUGGAUUGAAUACAAAUAUGAAUAGUACAGAUAUUCUAUCUCCUAGUAGUUAUCCAUUAUUGCAGUAA
Schistosoma turkestanicum is the source of this 279-nucleotide messenger RNA. The record is from the annotation of a GenBank genome assembly. NCBI's taxonomy places the organism in Eukaryota, Metazoa, Platyhelminthes, Trematoda, Strigeidida, Schistosomatidae.